Wallemia ichthyophaga EXF-994 is the source of this 1752-nucleotide messenger RNA. Its product is annotated as Serine/threonine-protein kinase gad8. Gene Ontology annotation, molecular function: protein serine/threonine kinase activity; ATP binding. Gene Ontology annotation, biological process: protein phosphorylation. The coding region runs from base 1 to 1752 and encodes 583 amino acids. The record is from RefSeq and is a predicted model, not a curated record. Lineage: Eukaryota; Fungi; Basidiomycota; Wallemiomycetes; Wallemiales; Wallemiaceae. The transcript has 4 exons.
AUGUCAAGUACAUGGAAAUUAGGCAGAAAACUCAAAGAAGCUAACCCACUCAGCUCAAAGUCAUCUUCCUCAAAUCUAUCCACUCAAUCUAGACAGACUUCCACAGCUUCCCCUGUAAUCUCCUCUUCUCCUUCCACUAACGGUACCUCCGUUUCUACCGCUUCUGGCGCUCCUAUUCAUCGUUCAGGUGUCCUUACCAUCAGAGUCGUCGAAGCCCGCGAUUUGGAAUUGCCGGGUCAGUCACUUCCGCAACAAAUUGAGAAAGCUUUAGCCACACAGGCUGCUGCUGCUGCCGCAAGCGUCACCUCCACAUCUGUCAACCACGCACGUCAGUCCUCUUACAGCUCCAACAACAGGGACAGCAUGCAACGCAAACAGUGCUGGUGGCUCCCUUAUAUCGUUAUGGAAUUCGAUAAGAAUGAAAUUCUUGUUGAUGCGCUCGGUGGUAGACUCGACCAGCCUGUUUGGAUGUACAAGGCUCAUUUUGAUGUUUCGAGAGCUAGCGAGAUAGCUAUAUCUACCUACCUAAGAACCGGAUCAAGCAAUCUACCUGGUCAAAAUGCCACUGGAUUAAAUGAUAUGGGCAACUCUGAUCUCUUUUUGGGUGCUGUUAAAUUCAUUCCAGAUUUUGAGUCAAACCGCGCAACAGAAUCUUGGUAUCCUGUGGCAGGUGGCUCUGGUCACAUGCUUAUUCAAGUCUCAUUCCAAGCAAGAGCCUCAUCACUGACAAUCGAGGACUUCGAUCUACUCAAGGUUAUCGGUAAAGGAUCAUUCGGCAAAGUGAUGCAAGUAAGAAAGAGAGACACUUCGCGUAUAUAUGCAUUGAAAACGAUCCGCAAAGCACAUAUUGUCAAUCGAUCCGAAGUUACACACACUCUAGCAGAAAGAACUGUUCUCGCUCAAGUCAAUAACCCAUUUAUCGUACCUUUGAAAUUCAGUUUCCAAUCAACUGAAAAGCUUUAUCUCGUUCUUGCAUUUGUCAACGGUGGCGAACUGUUCCACCAUUUGCAACGUGAAGGCCGAUUCAACGAGGCUAGGUCGAGAUUCUAUACAGCUGAAUUGUUGUUGGCACUGGAGCACUUGCACGGCUUCAAUGUCGUCUACAGAGAUCUCAAACCCGAAAAUAUCUUGUUGGAUUACACAGGACACAUCGCGUUGUGUGAUUUUGGUCUGUGUAAAUUGAACAUGACAGAAAACGAGACAACUAACACCUUCUGCGGUACACCUGAAUACCUCGCUCCGGAAUUACUUUUGAAUAAGGGAUAUACUAAAUCAGUUGAUUGGUGGACACUCGGCGUUUUGCUUUAUGAAAUGUUGUCAGGUCUACCACCAUUUUACGAUGAAAAUACCAACGAAAUGUAUAGAAAGAUUCUUCAAGAUCCACUCAGAUUUGGUGACGAGUUUAGUCCAGAUGCGAAAGAUAUUUUGUCGAGAUUGUUACAUCGUAACCCAUCUGCUAGAUUAGGAUACAAUGGUGCCCAAGAAAUCAAAGAUCAUCCAUUCUUCGUUAACAAUAUUGAAUGGAAGAGAUUGUCAUCAAAGAAAAUUCAGCCACCAUUCAAGCCUGCUGUUGCAUCUGCAAUUGAUACCAGCAACUUUGAUGAAGAAUUCACAUCUGAAGCACCUCAAGAUAGUGUAGUUGAGGACAGCCAUUUAUCACAAACUGUACAAGGACAAUUCCAAGGUUUUACAUACGUCGGUGAAUCCAACUUGAGUGAGAGUGUCGGUGUAGGUCAAAGCUUCGGUGCUUAA